Molecule: messenger RNA, 1458 nt
Organism: Peronospora matthiolae
Lineage: Eukaryota; Oomycota; Peronosporomycetes; Peronosporales; Peronosporaceae
Source: the annotation of a GenBank genome assembly
AUGCGGUGCGCGAGCAAGGCCGCCGAGAGCGCGUCCGCACGUCUCUGUGCGGACGCCGAAGCAGAAACCGCAGCAACUGAUGUCUCAUCGGUUGCUGGAGCGACUCAGCCUGUGUCACCUGGUGAUGCAGGUGCUCGUCAUGAAGACACUCGUGUCUUCACCGAGUUUGAGCUCGGUGUCUCAUACUCUCCUGAUACGGAAGACGGAUCCGUAUCGACUGCGAUCGAAACCAAGUCACCUGCCAAGCGUGGCAUGGAUGAUGCUAUGCGUCGUAGCAUCUUUGGAUCAUCUGACGAAUCAGAUGAACCAUCGCCGAAGCGAAGGCGCUCGAGGUCGCGAGACUCGGGCGCUAACAGUGGUGUCGGUUCUCCUAUUGACACCACUUCGCAACGAGGUGCCAGUACUUCUGUCGGCACGUCGCAAGAAGAGCGGGACCGCAGUGUGUUGCGUCUCGCUCCCGAGAAGAAGGCAUGGAUGCCUCCUAAGUCCGUCAUGGAGCACUUGUCGGCGACGACGAGUGAUCGUUAUCGAACACGAUUGUUCGAUUCAUCAAGGAUCCAUCACCUUGACCCCAGUGCGAAAAACUACCGCGCUGAGAAUGAUUUCUUCAUCGAUGCUUUCUUCAAACAUCGAUGGUACAGUGGGAAUCACAAACGUGAUGGUCCCUCACUGCUUCAAGCGUGGAACGCUUACAUCCAUAACCUUGAGGAUGUAGGUCGUGACGCUUGGAACGACAAACUUAUCAAAGCUCGUGAUAAGUUUGAAAAGCGAACCCCGACAGGUGCACGCUACAAGCUACAUCGUCUGUCUAGGGAGAGGAUUGACAACCUGAAAUCCCUUUACGACCGUGCCGGGAAGACUUUCUCCGGCGGUCCUUCUGCGGCACAGGAUGUGCCGCGUCGUACUGCUCGACCAGACCCGGUACGUCAACCAUCAGUUGGGAGCGGGGCUCCCAAGUAUCCCAGGACGGGGGAUAGCCGCGCCACCGGACGAGGUAACUCGUCCGACGUCCGUUCACGUCGCGGUGGUUCAACAGCUGCUCAACUAGAUAGCGCUGGCUACCGCGAGAGUCCUCUAAUGGAGGUGGAGGAGGAAGGAGGACGCUCUCCACACUAUCAUGGGGAAGCGUGUGUUCCCGAGAGCUUCUUUGAUCGCGUAGCGCAAGCGUUACGCGGCGAUCUCGAACAUGAGCGGGACAGGCGUCUCCAACUGGCGGACACUGUCUCGAAGCAUCGAGCUGAGUUUGCCUUUGCUCAGCUUGAGAACGAGAGAGCUCUGACGUCUCUGCGUGACGAGCUAAGGGUAGCUCGUGGGGAUAUUGACCGGUCUCGGGCUGAGAUAACUGCUCUUCAGACCCUUGACGAUGGCCACCAUCGGGAGCACAAGGCUCUCUGUGAGAUGCUUGAGUGCAAGGGCGUUCUUCAUCGGAAGAAGCAGCGUACUGAUGGUACGGCUUAA